AUGGGUCACUCUCAGGAGCUCAGUGAAUUCAAGCAUGGUACCACGAUAGUUUGCCACCUGUGCAUUAAGUCCAUCCAUGAAAUUUCCUUGCUACUAAAUAUUCCACGGUCAACUGUUAGUGGUAUUAUAACAAAGUGGGAACUGGGAACAACAACAACUCAGCCAUGAAGUGGUAGGCCACGUAAAAUAAGAGAGCAGGGUCAGAGCAUGUUGAAUCACAGUGUGCAGUCAAUAGCUUAAGACUUCCAAACUUCAUCAUGCCAAGACAUUUUGGACAAUUUCAUGCUGCCAACUUUGUGGGAACAGUUUAGGGAUGGCCCCUUC
Molecule: messenger RNA, 324 nt
Organism: Staurois parvus
Lineage: Eukaryota; Metazoa; Chordata; Amphibia; Anura; Ranidae
Source: the annotation of a GenBank genome assembly